Molecule: messenger RNA, 5845 nt
Organism: Scleropages formosus (Asian bonytongue)
Lineage: Eukaryota; Metazoa; Chordata; Actinopteri; Osteoglossiformes; Osteoglossidae
Gene: astn1
Product: astrotactin 1
Exons: 23
Coding region: 672-4550 (1292 amino acids)
Biological process (GO): neuron cell-cell adhesion; neuron migration
Cellular component (GO): membrane; endosome
Molecular function (GO): protein binding
Source: RefSeq, a predicted model, not a curated record
CUAAAUGAGUAACAAAGUAAGAGUGAGACCCCAUUAAAGUGAGCACUGUACUGGUAAUUUCCAUUUAUUUAAGUACUUGCAACGCUUAUUUUCAUAACAUGUCAACGGCAUUAAUACUAAGGAUGCUGGAAGAUGAUAACUAUAUGCUAUUUCUAAGAAAUAAUGCAAACAAGGAACAAAUAAUAGCAUUACUGCGUGUGCUUUUGUAUUGGCACAAAGACGUGUCAGUACAUCGAUGCGAGGGGAACGUUCACGUUUGAAGCGUGCAAAAGACGGAUCUGGGGGGACAUUGACAUCGUGCGACUAACGCCAGCCUGGUUCUUGCGCUGCCUGCCUGGGUUCGCUGCCACUCCGCGCGUUUCAAUGGAGUCAUAUGGACACUUCCAACGAGGGGGCAGCCGCGCGGCUCCCGUCGCCGUCUCCUCGCGCAGGGCCGCUUUAAAACGCCACUGAGCGCGGGGAGCAGCUCGAGGAGACAUUUGCAGCACCCACGGCGGCCAAGAAUUGCGGUUUCCGUGGGAAAAAACGGCGGCGGGACUGCUCGUUUCCCAUCCGAAUUCCUCCCCCCACCCCCAUCCAACGUCGUGCCGCCGCCUGCGCCUCGCGCUCGUGACGGAGGGCGGCAGGCAGCGCGCGAGCGGGGCAGCAGCACCGCGGCACCGGGCAUCAUCAUGGAGCCCCGCGUCCUCCUCGCCUUCCUCCUGUGCGCCGUGGCGGCUCUGAGCGCCGAGGAGGACCAGUCGCAGGACCUCGAGUGCAAGACGAAGAGCGUGACCGUGUCGGCGCUGCCGUUCCUGCGGGAAAACGACCUGAGCAUCAUGCACAGUCCGUCGGCCUCGGAGCCCAAGCUGCUCUUCUCGGUGCGCAACGACUUCCCCGGAGAGAUCGCGGUGGUGGACGACCUGGAGAACACCGAGCUGCCCUUCUUUGUGCUCGAGAUCUCCGGGAACUCUGAGGACAUCCCGCUGGUGCGUUGGCGGCAGCAGUGGCUUGAGAAUGGCACACUGCUCUUUCACAUCCACCACCAGGAUGGCAGCCAGAACCUUCCAGGCAUGGCCCCCACCGAUUACCCUGCAAGUGACUCGGCUGAGGAGGAGCUUCGCAUCCUGCACAUCUCUGUCAUGGGAGGUAUGAUAGCCCUUCUGCUGUCCAUCCUGUGUCUCGUGUUGAUCCUAUACACGCGUCGCCGUUGGUGCAAGCGCCGGCGCGUGCCACAGCCACAGAAGAGUGCCAGCGCAGAGGCCGCUAAUGAAAUCCACUACAUCCCUUCAGUUCUGAUGGGCGGCCAGGCUCGCGAAAGUCUGCGCAACUCCCGUGGCCAGGGCCACAACUCGAGUGGGACGCUGAGCAUUCGGGAGACCCCCAUUUUGGAUGGCUACGAGUACGACAUCGCGGACCUGCGUCACCACCUGCAGCGGGAGUGCAUGAAUGGUGGAGAGGACUUUACCAGCCAAGUCACGCGGACACUGGAUUCCCUGCAGGGCUGCAAUGACAAGGCCAGCAUGGACCUCACUCCUGGAAGUGACAAUACCAAGCUGUCUCUAAUGAGCAAGUACAAGGACAACAUCAUUGCUACUAGCCCUGUGGAUGCAAAUCACCAGCAGAACACCCUUCUCCCUCACAACACUACCAGCAGCCAGCGAAAACGCAUCUCCAGCAAGACUCGUGCGGGUUCGGCCUUCCUGAACCCAGAUGGGGACUCGGGGACAGAGGCUGACAGCGAACCCCAGCUGACCUUUUACACUGACCCCAAUCGCAGCAGGCGCCGCAGCCGAGGUAUGCGAAACGGCUCUCCAAGAAGCCCCAUCAAUAAGACUACCCUGACUUUGAUCAGUGUUGUCAGCUGUGUGGUUGGCCUUGUGUACUCCUCACACCUCUCCUGCGGCCUCAAUGUACGGGUCAUUCUCCAUGUCCCGGAGCACCUCAUUGCUGAUGGGUCCAGGUUCAUCUUGCUGCACGGCAGCCAGCUGGAUGCCAGUGACUGGCUGAACCCUGCACAAGUCCUGCUGUUCUACCAGCAGAAUGCCAGUGGACCGUGGGUCAGCGAGCUGUGUGGCCGCCGUCUGCUGGAUCCCUGUGAGCAUCAGUGUGAUCCUGAGACAGGUGAAUGCCUUUGCUUUGAUGGCUACAUGAAGGACCCUGUCCAUAAACAUCUUUGUAUUCGUAAUGAAUGGGGACCCAAUCAAGGCCCUUGGCCCUACACCAUUUUCCAGAGAGGGUUUGAUCUAGUAAUGGGAGAGCAACCUUCUGAUCGUAUCUUCAGGUUCACAUACACUCUAGGAGAAGGUAUGUGGUUGCCCCUCAGCAAGAGCUUUGUCAUCCCGCCUGCCGAACUGGCCAUCAAUCCCUCCGCUAAGUGUAAGACGGACAUGACAGUCAUGGAGGAUGCUGUGGAUGUCAGGGAGGAGCUGAUGAUAUCCUCAUCGUUUGACAGUCUGGAGGUGCUGCUGGAUUCCUUUGGCCCUGUGCGUGACUGUUCAAAGGACAACGGUGGCUGCAGCAGGAACUUCCGCUGCAUUUCGGACCGCAAGCUGGACUCCAGCGGAUGCGUGUGCCCACCUGGCCUGAGCCCCAUGAAGGACGGUUCGGGAUGCUAUGACCACCACAUCGGCAUCGACUGCUCUGAUGGCUUCAAUGGAGGCUGUGAGCAGCUUUGCCUCCAGCAGCUGACCCCACUGGAGGAGGACACUUCCCUCUACAACAUCCAUAUGUUUUGUGGCUGUAUUGAAGAUUAUAAGAGGGGCCCUGAUGGACGAUCAUGCCAGCCACUGUCUGAAGCCUGCACUGAUGGCCUGGACUGUAGCGAGGGGGCUGACAUUCCUGGCAACCAGACUGCGUUUGGUGACCUUUUCUAUGGCUAUAAUAACCACACCAAGGAGAUCACCUCUGGACAAAUCCUUAAAGCCAGUUUCAGGCAGAAGAACUUUGCCAGAGGCAUCGAGCAACAACUCCCUGAUGGCAUGGUGGUGGCGUCAGUUCCCACGGAAGUGCAGUGUCACGAAGAGCUGUCUGACCCCGUGCCCGACCCAGAAUAUCUUACAGGUAUGGUAAACUACAGUGAGGUUUCUGGGUACCCCCUUGUUCAACAGUGGAGGCUGAGAUCCAUACUGUACCAUGUAAAACUGAACCAAUGGACGCUUUCCCAGGCCUUCAGCUCAGCCAUCCACUCCUUGGACGGAGCCACUCUGCGGAGUGACUUUGUGGCCAUCCUCAAGGAGUUCGGCAACCACUUCAUUCAGGAGGCUGUUUACGGCUUUGAGGAGUCCUGCACCAUCUGGUACCCCAACAAGCAAGUCCAGAGACAGUUAUGGUUGGAAUACCAGGACAUCAGCAAAGGGAACUCCCCGUCGGAUGAAUCUGAGGAGCGGGACAAAGAACCCAGGACGCUAACAUUCCCGGCCUACAUCGCCAGCCUGCUGGACUCAGGUGCCAAGCGCAUGGCGGCUGGCGUUCGCAUGGACUGCACCAGCCAGGGCCAGUGCCCCCAGUCCUGCCACCUGUGCCACAUGAGCCCCGGGCCAAGUCGUCCGUCUGAGCCCGUCCUCCUCCAGAUCACCAAGGCCGCCCCGCUCUACGAGCUGGUCUCUAACAACGACACUGUCCAGGCGCUGCAGGAGGCCAUGACGAGCAUGCUAUGGUGCUCUGGGAAGGGCGACGUCAUCGACGACUGGUGCCGCUGCGAUUCGAGUGCCUUUGGUGCCGACGGGCUGCCCACCUGCGCUCCACUGCCCCAGCCCACGCUAAAGCUCUCCCACAUGUUCGAGCCCAGCAGCUCAAUGGUGGUCAUGGAGUGGAACCACACGGAGCCCCCUAUCGGGGUUCGCAUUGUAGAUUACCUCAUCAGCCAGGAGAAGGUGACGGAGAGGACAGACCACUCCAAGGUGGAAACAGAGACAAUGCUGAGCUUUGUGGAUGACAUCCUUUCGGGUGCCAAGUCUCCCUGUGUGAUGCUGGGACACAUCCCUGACCUCCUGACCUCCUCCAUCAGCAUGAUCAUCCGCUGCCUGGAGCCAGACACCACUUACAUGUUUAGACUGUGGGCAGUGGACAACACAGGUCGUCGCUCCACUCCCAGCGAGGUCACCAUCAAGACACCCUGCCCUGCUGUGGAUGACGUGAAGGCACAAGAAAUUGCAGACAAAAUCUACAACUUGUUUAAUGGCUACACCAGCGGGAAGGAGCAGCAGACCGCCUACAACACGCUCAUGGACUUGGGUUCGCCAACGUUGCACCGGGUGCUGUACCACUACAACCAGCGGUACGAGAGCUUCGGCGAGUUCACGUGGCGCUGCGAGGACGAGCUGGGCCCCAGGAAAGCUGGGCUGAUCUUGAACCAGCUCAACGACCUAAGUGGCUGGUGCAGGGGGCUUCUACAGGAACCCAAGAUUGGCCUACGGAGAGUGUCCCUCAGGUACCUGGCCUGCCGGUACACCGACACCAAGGCUUUUGGUCUGAACUGGGUGGACCUUGGCCAGGAUGUGCGCAAGGCCUGCGAGGAGCAGCACCUUCCAGUACUGUACAACGAUUAUGGCGAGCCAAAAGAACUGUGAAACACGAACCGUGAUUUGAUUUUCCAGUAGUGGGUUUGGGAUCACUUUCAAAUCUGACUAAAUUGGCAGCAGUUUAAUACUCCCCCAACUUAUGUGCUCUAAAGCUCCAUUAAAUGUUGAUUAUUGCAGUAUGAGGAUAGCAAUCACAAUGCUUCCAUUAGAUAUUUUAGUUAAUAUUUUCACAAGUGGCUGUCAGAUGAUUGAAGUAGCUGUUCUGUAAAUGCAGGAAACUUGCUUUUUCUGUAAAUAUGAAUCUUCUAACAGACUUGUUCUCUUUAUGUGUUCAUUAUGCUUGUCUUUAGUGCAUACCGAUGUGCGAAUUUAGUGAACGAGGAGUUAAAAAGAAAUCCCAAGAAAUAUACAUUACAAAAACUUUUUUCUUUACUAAAAUGUUGAAUGUAGUCCUUAAAUUUUAGAGCUGUUGUACAGAUCUUUUUUAUGGAAACAGUAUUAAGUAUGUUGAGUAGGGAGAACAAUUAUAUUACGUCAAUCCGUAUUUUUCGUCUCAAGAUAAUCAAACCAUUUUAAAGCAUAUACAUUUAUAUUGCCUACAAGUACUCUGCUCCUGAACCGGAUCUGAAAGGCUUUCGUUUGGGGCAUGAAAGUUUUUAGGGGAUAGUGUUAAAAAAAAUCCUCUUGGGAACCUAUACCUCUGGAACAAAUAUAAUAUUUCUACAAUAAAAGUUAUGGGGAAUUCCUCUGAAAAGUUCCUGUUGUUCCAUAUGUUUAGGGUAAAGGGAAACCAACCGCAUCAUACAACUCUUUCAGGUUUAUGUUUCAGUCCCUGGUGAUUCUCAGCAGUCAUAUUUUCACUCAGCAAGUAUUUCACCAUUGUCUAGACUGCUCUUUACGAUUUCGUAAUGCCAGGAAUUUAUGGUAAUCUGAAUAUUAGUAAUAAGGAGGUGCUAACUGAUGCUCUCUUUUAAUGUAAAUAUCAUUAUAUAGGAGUCUACUUUAAACAAAUUGAACACACGGAUCAGGAACACAUGUCAUAAGGCCAGAUAUGUCCAGAAAAAUAUGAACAGUUUAAUAAGGACAUAAAAUGUGCUCUCCAUCAAUUUCCAGUACAAAUGAUCCCUAAGGAUACGCAGUUUCCUUUGGAUAUGGUGGACCCUGACUUUAUUUUUGAGUGGAACUUCCCUAUAAAACAUGUUUUCUUUUUUUAAAAAUCAUUCCAGGAACUUGAGUAGGCAAAGUAUGGGAUUUAUGAAGUUGAAAAGUGAAGGAUUCUCAUCAUGCUCAAUUGCCCAUUCACAGUACAGAAAAAAAAAAAAAAAAAAAACAGGAACUUUUUA